Molecule: messenger RNA, 594 nt
Organism: Salvia hispanica
Lineage: Eukaryota; Viridiplantae; Streptophyta; Magnoliopsida; Lamiales; Lamiaceae
Source: RefSeq, a predicted model, not a curated record
AAUCCAACUCAAUUAACUAAAACAUCGCAGUAGCCAGAAAGAUAGAAAGAAAAAGUAAUGGAAGGCGCAUCGGAGUCAAAAGCAGCCAAGUACCGAGGAAUCCGGAGGCGGCCGUGGGGCAAAUUCGCAGCCGAAAUACGAGACCCCAAUCGCAACGGGGCGCGCCUCUGGCUCGGCACUUUCGACACAGCCGAGGACGCCGCUCGUGCCUACGACAGAGCUGCUUUUGCUCUCAGGGGCCAUCAAGCUAUCCUCAACUUCCCUAACGACGGUCAUUAUAGAAAUCCUCCGCAUCAACAACCCCCGCAGGCGGAGGUGGAAGUGGAUGGAGGGCGGCGCCACCAGCAAGAUGGGGUCAUCGAGUUGGAGUAUUUGGAUGAUAAUUUGUUGGAGGAUCUUCUCGCCACACAAAACGAUUCCAGAAGAUUCUGAUUUUCUUAAUCCCAUUCAUUUUUCCAUUCAUUUUUCCAUUCUUGCAUUUCUUUGAUUUCAACCGAUGGAUUCAUUUGUUUGUUUUUGUUUCCAAUAAGGAAGGCUUUACUUAUACUAUAUGUAUUUUUAGUUUUGAAUUUUUAAUAAUUUUUCAUUUGAGAA